Messenger RNA from Fusarium graminearum PH-1, 1338 nucleotides. RefSeq lists its product as uncharacterized. Gene Ontology annotation, molecular function: FAD binding. Lineage: Eukaryota; Fungi; Ascomycota; Sordariomycetes; Hypocreales; Nectriaceae. The record is from RefSeq and is a predicted model, not a curated record. The transcript has 5 exons. Bases 1 to 1338 code for a protein of 445 amino acids.
AUGUCGAAUUUCAAAGUCAUAAUCGUUGGAGGUGGACUUGCCGGGCCUCUCCUAGCCAGCGGACUAAUACGGAAAGGUGUCAAAGUUGACCUCUAUGAAAGACUCGAAGAGCAUGCAAAGAGAGAUGGAUACACUAUUCGCGUUGCACAACCCUGCUUACAAGCAUUCGAAGAAUGUCUCGAUGCCGAUGCGUUUAAUCAGAUCAAACGAAGGAUGGGACAUUUUGAAGGUAACCAGGAAACUACACCAAUCUGGUACGACUACAAGAUGAAACCACUGCUCAACAUGUCACGAUUCAGCACAAAUUAUCAUGGUUCGGCGCCAAUGGACCGCGUGGUACUCCGCGACACAAUCAUACAAAAACCAGUCAAGGAAGGAAUUGUUCAUUAUGGAAAGUCGUUUUCAAGAUACGAAAUGAUCAAGACAGAAAGUGGACAAGAGAAAGUUCGUGUCUGGUUUCAAGAUGGCACCUCGGCAGAUGGUGACGUCUUGAUAGCAGCAGAUGGCAAUCAUUCUAGAGUUAACAAGCAAGUCGGCUUGAAUCACAUCCAACAAUUGGACGCCAUCUCGUUCAUCACUAAAGUCAAGUUGUCGAAAGAAAUAUUGGCCGCAGUCCCAAACUGUUGCCUCGUUGCCCCGAUUCUUACGUUUUCCCAUCGCAAGACGUUUUUUGCUGUAGGCAAGUGGCAUUCUAUACAUCUUCACCUAUUGGUAUCAACACUAACUGUAUCUAAGCUUAUCUCCCCAAAGACCGUCAAGAAGAACAUGUCAAUGCCAACAGCUGACUGUCCUCCUGAUAUCCUUAAGCGAGACACAAACGAAGUAUGGAAGUUCCUUUCAGAAGCCAUUCCUAAUUGGCAUCAGGAUUAUCAGGAUAUUAUCGAGGUAGUAAGAGGACAAGAAAUCCACACAUUCCGACCCCGGGCUGCUGUGAGACCAUCUCUUAACUGGCGCAAAAAUACCAGGUCGCCUCAAGAACCCCUUCGUGGACAUCCACGUGUAUGGCUCAUGGGUGACGCAAUGCACGCCAUGAUGCCCAACCGUGGUAUGGGAGGAAACCAAGCCAUGCUUGACGCCAAGGUCAUGGUGCCCUUCCUUGAGCGCCUCAACUACCUCGCGAAGAAAACGGGUUCAGUAUCUGAAGAGGCCAUUGGAGCAGCUUGCCACGAAUACGAGCGAGAAAUGAUUCCCCGCUCCUUCGACUGGGUCGAGGCAAGUGGAGGCACGAAUCCUAUCCCUUUUGAUACUUAUUCUUUUUUCGGUUGGGUUUCAGUAUGGUGCCUUAUUGUCUCAUUCCAGAUUAAAGACGGGUUUAAGGCGCUGUUCGGGAAGGCUUGA